UUACAAAUUUUUAAUAUUUAGACAUAUUUUUAAAUCUUUCUAAAGACAGGUACGAUCCUGAUAUUCUACUUUAGGUAUAAUUUUUGCAGCUUCUGAUAUAUGUGUAACUAAAUAAUCUUCAUGCUAUAUAGAAGUCAGAAGCAAGAAUGAUGCUAAAAUAAUAUUAAUCCUAAUAAGUUUAAACAUGCUAGAAAUGUUAAGGAAGUCAGUUUAAAGCAUCAUCUCAACCCUGUCUAUUUUGCAUGUUCUGCAACGUAGCUAGAGAGGAGUUUUGUAGAUUAAUGCAUUAUUAAAAUGGAAUAUUUAUGUUCUAAUCAAUAUCUUUAUACUUAUAUUUAUAAUUUUUUAAUUUGAUUUACAUUAUAAUGCAUUUCAAAUUAUACAUGAAGACCUGUAUUGUGUGCAUAUUUAUUUAUUGCUAAGCACUUGGCAGACGUUAUUUCUAUAUUAUAUUUUCAGUGUUUUUCUUAGGCCUCACAAAACUCCCCAUUGAAACUAAACAAAAAGGUUGGUUUGGUUCACAUGUGCUGUAAACCAGUAUAGGUGGUUAUUUCAUAGGGUCUUGAGGGGUCCUUGUUUCUUGGAGAUGUUCCUCCAGCAUUGUCUGGUGUCAAUUUGCAGUAGUGACGAAAGAGUAAGACCAAAAUUUGAAUUUUCUCACCAGUAUUGUUUUAGAUAUUUCAGCUUCUGUUCCCCAGCACCUAUAUGACUAGCUCUGUUUUACUGCAUAUAUUUACAUUAGAGUUAUUCAAAUCAAUUCCUUUGUUAGGAACCUUUGAUUUUACAAGCUAAUCUCUAGGGACACUUCUUAGGUUCAGGUUGGCACGCCAGGUUUAUUUUUCUGCCUUGUCACUGGAAGAAAUUACCCACCUGCUUCUCUUUCCUCAUUAAACCUGCCACAGCCUGCUCUAUUCUUUGGAACUCUUUCCCUGCCUUGCAAGAUUGGUUAUAGAUUGUAACUAAUUUCUCCAUUGCUACUUUAUUGUUGCCUCUGAAUACAAGUACUCACAGGCUAUUUAUGUUUGAUGGAUUUUAUUCCUACAUUUCAGGAGAGAAUUAGCAAAAAUAACAAGUAUGGGAUUUUAAACAUUCUAGAAACUUCAAUAAAAGUCCCUACUGUUAAAGUUCCCUCUUCUGUGGUUCCUGAUUCCCUUCGUGAUAUGUUUAUUAGAAUUCCUCUGGAGCUUGCUUUUAUUCCUGGAGGUGGAAAUUGCCAUACUUCCCUCUCUAUUCUUCCAAGAUUGUGGCUAUAUGCUUUUCUUGGUCCCUUCUUGGGCCUAAAACAGUUGGAGUACCUAUAUGUUGAUGGCUUCUAUAGUUUUGGCUCUGAUUUCUUCCUUGAAUUUCAAAUUCUUUUUUUUUUUUUUCUCAGUUUCCUCUAUGCUUUGCCAUUAUCAGUUUUUACUUAGAUCUCAGUAGGUCAUUGGGCUAGGAAAAUAAACGAACAAUUUAUUGGUGGAAAAAAUCUCAUGUAAUUAAUGAGUAUAUAAAAAAAUUAAGUGUUAUUAGUAAUCAGUGAAUUACAAAUUACAUCAUUAGGAGAUAUGGCUCACAAUCAAACUAGAGAUUAUUUUUAAUGCUUUCAGUGAUCAUUCUUAUGUACUAUUGGCAUAAGCUUUUUUGAAAGCAGUUUGUAGUGUAUAUUGAGAAACUUAAAAAUAUUCUUAUUCUUUGAUGUAAAAUCUUUAUUAAAAAAUUUUACUAGCCACAGUAAAUAAUUAAGAAUAGAGGAAGGAUGAUAAUUGAAGUAUUUUUUAAAUGUUUCUAAUUUUCUCUUCUCUAUUAGAAACAAUAUUAGAGAAAUAGUUAACUGACAUAUAAGUAUAUUAAGUACCUGAUGAUACUAUGAUUAUGAAGAAUCUUUAAUUUUGGAAAAUAGUUCUAUAAGAAGACUUAUAUGGAGACGGAAUAUAAGUUAGGCCUUGAAGAAUAGAUAGGCAGAUAAUAGUAGGUUGGGCAUUUCAUGGGGAGGAAGAUAACACGAGCAAAGACAUAAAGGUGGAAAUAAGUUUAUUGCAUGGAAAAUAAUGAUUAAUCUGGCUGGGAAGCAGGAGUUCAUUUGGAGAAAUAGGAGAAUGUUAUUCCCCUUUUAUGUGUUUAGAUAUUUGCUAGAUACUAAGGAUAUAAGGAUAACUUAAAGAUGGCAAAAAUGGAAAUUCAGGAGAAGGGCAUAUAUAAGAAACACUUUCUUGAAACAUUUGAUGAAACUUCAUGAUUUGAUAAAAUAAAGAGAAAAAGAUAAUAUGAAAAUUUUGCGUUUAUAUGAGGCUAGUGACAGAAAUGGAAAGGCUGAAGUAGGAGACCUUUGUGAAGCAAAAUGAUCAGUUUAGUUUUUGCGGUUGGUUUAAGCUAUGUACACAGGAGAGCUUCAUCUUCAUGUGUUUUAUUCUUACUUUGAGUUUACUUAUCUUGUAAAAUGGAAUGUUGUUCAGCUACGUCUAACUACAUGUUCCGGUUUUUAAACUGACCAAUGUGAAAUCUAUAAAAAAAGGACUGUUUGGGGACUUAUAAAAAUAAAUUACAUAAUAAGGUCUGUGGCAUUUGGUUUUUUAAAGUCUUUAUAUCUUGGGAACAAUACUUAUAUUGGAUUCUGUUUAUUUUGAUGACUUUGUUUCACACUGUGACAUAUUGGGCAUGGGGCUAUAACCUUAAGGGACCAGUAGAUCUCAUUCUAAACUGUAUUAUAGGGAAGUUUCUUUUUUUGGCAGAUGGGAGAUUCUUUGGUCAGAGAGACCUACGAAGUUGAAUGCUUCCCAAGCUCGCCAGUUUAAACCUUGUAUUAAGCAGAUAAAUUUUCCCACAAAUCUUAUACGACUGGAAGUAAAUAGUUCUCUUCUGGAUUAUUACACUGAAUUAGAUGCAGUUGUGCUACAUGGUGUGAAGGACAAGCCAGUGCUUUCUCUCAAGACUUCACUUAUUGACAUGAAUGAUAUAGAUGAUGAUGCCUAUGAAGAAAAGGAUGGUUGUGGAAUGGACAAUCUUAACAAAAAGUUUAGCAGUGCUGUCCUCAGGGAAGGGCCAAAUAAUGGAUAUUUUGAUAAACUACCUUAUGAGCUUAUUCAACUGAUUCUGAAUCAUCUUACACUACCAGACCUGUGUAGAUUAGCACAGACUUGCAAACUACUGAGCCAGCAUUGCUGUGAUCCUCUACAAUACAUCCAUCUCAAUCUGCAACCAUACUGGGCAAAACUAGAUGACACCUCUUUGGAAUUUCUGCAGUCUCGAUGCACUCUUGUCCAGUGGCUUAAUUUAUCUUGGACUGGCAAUAGAGGCUUCAUCUCUGUUGCAGGAUUUAGCAGGUUUCUGAAGGUUUGUGGAUCUGAAUUAGUACGCCUUGAAUUGUCUUGCAGCCACUUUCUUAAUGAAACUUGCUUAGAAGUUAUUUCUGAGAUGUGUCCAAAUCUACAAGCCUUAAAUCUCUCCUCCUGUGAUAAGCUACCACCUCAAGCUUUCAACCACAUUGCCAAGUUAUGCAGCCUUAAACGACUUGUUCUCUAUCGAACAAAAGUAGAGCAAACAGCACUGCUCAGCAUUUUGAACUUCUGUUCAGAGCUUCAGCACCUCAGUUUGGGCAGUUGUGUCAUGAUUGAAGACUAUGAUGUGAUAGCUAGCAUGAUAGGAGCCAAGUGUAAAAAACUCCAGACCCUGGAUCUAUGGAGAUGUAAGAAUAUUACUGAGAAUGGAAUAGCAGAACUGGCUUCUGGGUGUCCACUUCUGGAGGAACUUGACCUCGGCUGGUGCCCCACUCUGCAGAGCAGCACUGGGUGCUUCACCAGACUGGCACGCCAGCUCCCACACUUGCAAAAACUCUUUCUUACAGCUAACAGAUCUGUAUGUGACACAGACAUUGAAGAAUUGGCAUGUAAUUGUACCAGGUUACAGCAGCUGGACAUACUAGGAACAAGAAUGGUAAGUCCGGCAUCCUUAAGAAAACUCCUGGAAUCUUGUAAAGAUCUUUCUUUACUUGAUGUGUCCUUCUGUUCGCAGAUUGAUAACAGAGCUGUGCUAGAACUGAAUGCAAGCUUUCCAAAAGUGUUCAUAAAAAAGAGCUUUACUCAGUGACUUAAUAUAUGUUCUGUAAUAAAAUUAAUGUGCUUUGGUGGGGUUUAUUUUGGGAUUGGUUUUGGGUUUUGGUUUUAGUUGUUUUAAUGGUAAGAAUUAAGAUAUUUGUAGAUUUUAAAGAAAAAUAUGAAAUGAACUGUCCAUUAAAUCAAGUAAAAAUGUGCACAAAUGUUUUCAUAAAAUAUUACAAGCACUUCUCUUCAAGAAUAUGUGAGUGGAUGAUAUUUUUACCUUAUGUUAAUCAGUGAUAUGCUGUAGUCAAUAAUAUGAUUGAUAAAAGAAUAACAUGGUAACAUGCUAACUUAUUUUCAAAGAAACACUAAGCAAUAAAGUAUCAUGGUAUUUAUGCAAAAAAAAAAAGUAAUUUUUUACACCUCCAUGUAAAGAUGUCUUAUUAAGCCUGUGACCUGGCAAGUGUUUUGUUCAGUAUGUACAAAAUGGUCAGAGCUAGUUGGAGAAAGAGACAUGCUUUUCCAGCUGUUUGGUUAUUUCUUUGAAUUAAUUGUUCAACUGGAAAAUUUGUAGUUUUUCUAGCCAGGUGUGGUGGCACACACUUGUAGUCCUAGUGGCACAGGAGGUGGAGGCAGGAGGAUUACUUGAGAUGGGAUUUUGAGACUCUAGUGUACUUACGACUACACCUGUGAACAGCCACUGCACUCCAACCUGGGCAAUGUAGCAAGUCCCUUUCUCUUAAAGAAAAUUGUAGUGUUUCCACUUUUCUUCUGAUAUUUUUGUCUAUUUCACUACUGGAUAAUGCCAAUAUAAAAAUUUUGGUAUAAUCAAGAAUAAGAGGUAAACUACUAAAUAAAAAAGCUUUCCAACUGCUAUAAGCAGAUGCCUUAACAUUUUGCAAAAGGUAAAGUUUUGAGGUUUCUGAAUAUAUGUGGAUUUUCUUUAUAUAUUAAAAAAAUCAUAAAUGUGGAUAUAUAUAUAUAAUUAUACAAAUUAUACAAAAACAUACAUUGUUUUGUUAAAAAAUUAAUUCUGCUACUGAGAAAGUAGAAAAUAUUUUGUGGCACGAAAAGGCACAGCUGUUUUGAACAGAAAACUAAUAUUAACUGUAGUAUAACGAAAUUCAUUGUCCUACUCAGUGCAAAACGGUUAUAUUCCAGCAUCCGCACACCCUAGCGUGAUCCUGUAGAACUGUGGUAAUACUGUAGCCACUAAAAUAGCCGCUAAUGUGGCUAUUUUAUUAAUUUUAAUUGAAUUCAAGUAGGACUUCACUGUUUCAGUUGCACUAGCUACAUGUCAAGUGUUCAGUAGUCAUUUGAGGAUAAUGCUUCCUUUGUGCCUGGCCCUGUUUCUUGUGCUUUGCAUUUACUAAUUCAAUUCUCACAACAACCCUGUAAGAUAAAUGCCAUUACUAACCCCCAUUUACAGAUGAGGAAACUGAGGCAAAAAAAGAUUGAAGAAUUUACUCAUGAUCCUAAAGCUGCUAGUGGCAGAGCCAACAUAUAAACCCAGGCCAUCUGGCUUCUGAGGCAUUGCAUUCAACCUGUGCUUUUAAAUGUUCAGGGUAGCUUCUGGCUCUAGAGCAGAGGUCAGGAAACUUUUUCUAUAAAGGGCCAGAUAGUAAAUAUUUUAGGCUUUGUGGGCUAAGAGGUAAAACUGAGAUUGUUAUGUAGGUACUUAAAUAACUGGAGAGAAAUAACAUUUGCACAAAAAUUUUAUUGACAAAAUUCAAAACAAUAAUUGAGAACUAUCUUUUUGUAAUACGGGUUUACCAAUGAAAAUAAUUUAUUUAGGGGGAGGAUCAAAGUUAAUGUUUCGUGUCAUUAAAGUUGAUUAUAAGUACUUACUUGCUAAUGCUGAUCUGUAAUAAGAUUUUACGUAUCUUACUUCUGAAAAUUCGUUGCAGAUAGGUAUUGUUAAAUACUUAAUCCAUGAGAAUAUGAUUUUUGUUGAGCAUAUUCAUCACUUCGAAGGUAACUUCUUUGGAUAUUUUCCUUUUAGCAUGUUACUAUAUUGCAGCUUAAUCACUUCCAAUUGAAGAUUAGGUAGGAGCUUCUCAACUGCACUGGGUUAAAUCGAUUUUGAAAAAUGGAAAUUUCCUUUGCACUUGCAAACUCCAAACUCCAAAUGGGAACUAUAGUGUGAGCUACAAAUUUGUGUGAGAAUGGAGAUCCCACUUUGUUGUCUUACCUUUUGAUAGCACAGGAAAUGUGUAAAGCAGCUUGUUGUUACUUGUAAUUCAAAUAGUGUUGUCAUCAAAAUGACUUUUGUUGACAUGUUUCACAUGUAAACACUUGUUUUGCCUUGUAAUUUUGGCUUGAAUUCAUUUCAAAAUUUUAUUAAGUCUUGAGCAAAAGCUAAAUUCCAAAGCCAUUCAGUGUUCCAUAAUAGUGGUUGAGGACAUGUCUUCUUUUUCAGAAAAAUGUCAAUAUCAACCCUGCACGUAAAAGCUCAUAAUAGAACUAACACUAUUAUGCCAGUGUGGUUGGGCAAAUUGGAACAUUCAUCUUCUGUAUCUGACAAAAGAUAACUGAACCAUUGGUGUUUAAUCUGUCAGAAACUAUGAGAGCAAAUGAAGUUCACCAUUGAUACUAGUAGUUCAAUAAUACAAAGUUGAGUCAAAUAUAUCCCACAAAGUACCUGCUGAUGAAUAAUACAGUAAAUAACCAUAGAUUUUAAAUACCUUCUUACCUUUUCACUGGCUUAAAAAAUUUGACAAACUUAAAUCUUUUUGCUUCACACAUUUUAGCACCACCAGUUGUAACACAUCUUAGCAGAUUCUACUUCAGGUUGCAUGAAAUUUGUGUUUUCUUCUUAGAAAAUAUUCAUGCUUGUAAUUGUUCCACACAGAUAAUUUAUAGAGACUAAUUUCAGUCACUUCAACAUUGGCAUUGACUUAUCAAAUAAGCAAUAACUAGGCAGUAUCAGUAACAUCUGUUGACUCAUCAAGAGCCAAGGAAAACCACUCAGGGUCAUUUGCCUUUUUUAUUGACUGUUGAUGUUGUUCCCAGUGUUCUCAAUUCUUAAAGCAACCAUUCUUGCCAAAAGGCUAAUUUAAUAGUCUUAAGCAAGUUUACUUUGGGCACGUUCCUUCAGCUGAUGGAAUCAAACACAAUUUAGUCAUCGUUAGUAAAAUGUUUUCCUUGCUUGGUUAACAACUGAAUCACUUUGGCUGCGACUUUAUCUUCAUUUUUGAUUUUUUUUUGUUUGUUUUUCUGAGACUGAAUCUUGUUCUGUUGCCCAGGCUGGAGUGCAGUGGCACGAUCUCAGCUCACUGCAACCUCCACCCUGCAGGUUCAAGUGAUUCUCCUGCCUCAGCCUCCCGAGUAGCUGAGAUUACAGGCACAAGCCACCACGCCUAGCUAAUUUUUGUGUUUUUAGUAGAGAUGGGGUUUUACCAUGUUGUCCAGGCUGGUCUUGUGACCUCAAGUGAUCCACCCACCUCGGCCUCCCAAAGUGCUUGGAUUAUAGGCAUGAACCACCGCCCCUGACUGCACUAUAUAGUAUUCUUUAAGAACAGCUCUAAUGACAUUGCAUAUUAAACAUCAUACUCUGACGUCUCAUCUGAUUUUUAAAAAUCCAUAUACUAAUGUGCCUUAAAAAUGUCACUUCAAGUCUACUUUUCUUUUUUUCUCUUGUUUUGAUGUUAUGGGUAAGCACUAGUAAUAAAUUUAAAAAUAUUGUGGUAUGACAAUAUAUGUAGCACUCAAAAUGUUGGUAACUGCAUUACUGCAAUUUUUAGUGUGCCAAGGAGCAGUGCAAAAUGAUGACAGCACCACAUAAGCCUCUUUUGCACUUAUUCAACUCUGCCAUUCUAUUGUGAAAGCAAUCAUAGACAAUACCUAAACGAAUGAGUGUGGCCAUGUUCCGAUAAAAUUUCAUGAGCACUGAAAGUUGAAUUUUACAUAAUUCCUUGUGUUACAAAAUACUACUCUGUUAGCCAUUAGAUUUUUUUCAGCCAUUAGAAAAUGUAAAACUAUUCUUAUGAGCUGGCUGGAUUUGGCCUGUGGACCAAAUCUGUGACCCGUAUUCCAGAGUAUUUUCGAGUCAGUUAAUCCAUGCUUGCCAGUUCCAAAUUUUAUAAACCACAUUCAAACCUGUUAUUCCGCUGUUACCUUUCUCAUUUUGCCGUUUAGGUUUUAAAAUGAAGAGCAGUGUUUUGUUAGAAAAAACAAAGUGUUUACCAUAACAAGAAAGAUAUGUAGACAAGAAAGAUAUUUAUGUAGACUCUCUGUUCAUUAAAUUUUGAAGCCAGAUGACGCAUUGUUAGUUUUGACAACUGACUUAAAUUUUUGUAUAAUUAUUUAUCUUUGCAUUUUGCUCAGGUAAAUUAUCUUCCCAGAGUCUAAAAAUAAAGAUAUCCCUGAUCCUGUUUAAAAACAUAAAUAAUCCUCUCAAUGUAAAUUGUUUUGAAAUAAGAUCUUAAAAGUACAAAAUGUAGACAAUUAAUAUUCAGGUGCUUAAUUUUGAGCCAAUAUGUAGAAAAGAAAAACUAAUUUCUCUGUGGCAGUAUUUUUAUUUUUUGGCAUUUCCCAGGAAUUAACUGAAGACUAAAAACUCAUAUGUGCAAGUGUAAUGACACUAACCAAAGAGUCAGUAAAAAUUACACUUGGCUACCACGUAUGUAUGUAUAUAUGUAUGUAUGUAUGUGUGUGUAUUACAUAUGUGAGACAGGGUCUCUAUUGCCCCAGGCUGGAGUGCAGUGGCAUGAUCUCAGCUUACUGCAGCCUCAAUCUCCCAGGCUGAAGCGAUCCUCCCACCUCGGCCUCCCGAGUACCUGGGACUACAGACACCACCACGCCUGGCUAGUUUUUAAAUUUUUUAUAGAGACACAGUCUUGCCAUGUUGCCUGUGUUGGUCUUGAACUCCUGAGCUCAAGUAAUUCUCCCACCUUGGCCUCCUGUAGUGCUGGAAUUACAGGCAUAAGCCACUGUGUCCGGCCCCAUGUAUGUUAAUAGUGAAUGUUUGGCUUUUCAUUUGUUUCUUUCAGCUAGUAAAGGAUACCUGUUACAGACACAUCAAAAAUUUCACUUUCAAAGUCAUUUUUGACACAUCAGUGCUGCAUCUACUUUUCUCCCUUUAGCUCAUUUGAUAUUGAUACUUCCGAGAAACUUUAUAACUACCCUUAAAAUCUUGUCAGUGACCAUUAACUGCCAAUCAUCACCUCAUUUCCUUUUAUUGACAACAUACUACUAGAAGCCUAGGCUGUGAGUAUAAAACCAUAGCUGUUAGAGUGAUUUUUUGGCAAUAGCUCACAUUCUGUUAAGAGUCAUUUGCUUUAAUCAAAGAUCAUGAUUUUAUUUGAUUUUUUUUAUAAGUAGGGAUGGGGCCAAGAUUACUCCUCUGGCACAGCAGUAAGUGUACUCAAGGUCUGUGCCUGUAAGCUUGAGUAUUUGGCUUAAAUUUUGUACAUAUAAAUACUGUUAAAGGUAUAUUUGACUACAUUUUGAAAGGAAAAAGGUAGUCCUGCUAAAAUUGACAUUUAGGGAUAUUUUAAUCUAUGUAUUUGGUAAAGUAAUUAGUGAAGUAUUAGUUAUAAAAAUUUUAAGGAAAACGUUUAAAAGCACAAUAGUCAUAUCAGAUAGAAUAGAAUAUACCAAAGAUAAAACAAGUCUCUUGUUACAAAUGAAGUUGUCUGUACAGACAACUGAGAUAUUUUAAUUUUAUUUAUAUAAAAAUGCUGUUCAAUAUCUAAUGAUUUCUGUUGUUUGUAUUCUGUACUUUAGAGUAGUAAAAUAAGUUUGAGUAUCUC
Molecule: messenger RNA, 9766 nt
Organism: Cercocebus atys (sooty mangabey)
Lineage: Eukaryota; Metazoa; Chordata; Mammalia; Primates; Cercopithecidae
Gene: FBXL4
Product: F-box and leucine-rich repeat protein 4
Exons: 6
Coding region: 2923-4062 (379 amino acids)
Biological process (GO): SCF-dependent proteasomal ubiquitin-dependent protein catabolic process
Cellular component (GO): SCF ubiquitin ligase complex
Molecular function (GO): protein binding
Source: RefSeq, a predicted model, not a curated record